UCAGUGAUGGUCGGGAUCAAGACACCCACGAAUUCUUGCUUUGCUUACUUCAACUACUGCAAGAGGAAGAAGAAAAGUCGGCUCGGAACUUUCCUAAUUCACCUCCUUUCUUGGUGAAUUCAAUCUUUGGAGGCCGGUUUUUGAAUACCACAUCUUGUAAUUACACUAAAUGUGAGUACCCUAAUGAAGAGGGCCAACCUUUUCUACAGAUGCUACUACCAAUCCCUGUUACUGGUGAUUCGAGUCGUGCUUCCAUGGUUGGCAAUACGGGUUCAGAAGUGUCCUUAACUACUUGCUUAGACCAAUAUAUACAGUUGGAAUUUAUCCCUGAUUGGCGCUGCACUCGUUGUGGUUACAUGGGUGGGAAUUAUAGAACUCGAGUUAUUCGUGCUCCUUUGAUUUUAACAAUUAGCUUCGGAAGGUUUAACGCAAAGAAUGAGAAGAUCAAUGAUUAUGUUCUCUUUGAGGAGACUUUUGAUCUACAACCAUACACGGACCCCAGGUUUGUCGCGAGUGAUAAGCUUGAAUAUCACCUGAUCGGUGUUGUGGUGCACGAGGGAUCAGUGGAUACAGGCCACUGUUUUGCGUAUGUGAGAGGCGAUAAAACUGUUGGUAGUGAAGAAGAUAACAAAGAUUUCACCUGGUAUUGUUUAAAUGAUAGCGUUGUUCAUGAAGUUUCCUUACAACAGGUCCUUGAGUCACAAGCGUAUAUGUUGUUUUAUGAAAAAAAGGAUUCACCUGUUAAACAAGGCUUGGGUUAUGCUACGACCAGUUCCGCACUUGGUCCUCCAGCUACACCUAGUGGGUACUAUGAAAACCGUUCAGAGCCAGGCCUUGGCAACUACCGCACUGCGUCCAUCAGUAACCAUGGAUCUUCAAAACAAAGGCAUCGACGUUCGAUAUCAAGCACAUCUGGGUCUGAUAUUGUUUAUGGGAGGAUUUGAAAUGGAAUGUUUGGGCUAGAUGGAGAUCCGACCAAGGAAGUGAGGACGAAUAAGUUACUGCUGAGAAGAUGAGUAGAAGUGACAGGUCUACCUUUAAUAGCAUGUGUUGAUGCAGCAUUACUUUUUCUUGGUAAAUCGAUGUUGUUUUUUUGAAUUGAAACUGAUUUUUGUACUUAAGUGUGUAAUACCAGGAGUGAAAAAAGAUUGGAUGGGGUGACUUUGUUGAAUUCCUAGAUGUCCCUAACAAUUGAAACUUAGUAAUUAAAUA
This is a messenger RNA of Papaver somniferum (opium poppy), 1212 nucleotides long. RefSeq names its product ubiquitin carboxyl-terminal hydrolase 19-like. Bases 210 to 944 code for a protein of 244 amino acids. Lineage: Eukaryota; Viridiplantae; Streptophyta; Magnoliopsida; Ranunculales; Papaveraceae. Gene Ontology annotation, cellular component: nucleus; cytosol. The transcript is spliced from 4 exons. Gene Ontology annotation, molecular function: cysteine-type endopeptidase activity; cysteine-type deubiquitinase activity. The record is from RefSeq and is a predicted model, not a curated record. Gene Ontology annotation, biological process: protein deubiquitination.